AUGGGGACUGGAAGUGGAUCGAGGGCACUUUUCCUCCUACUCAUGAUGCUUCUGAACGGCGCUGCCACUGUUGCACAAACUGUUUUAGCAUCUCCAACCACUACUGCCCCCCCAACUACUACAGCACCUCCAACUACUACUGCCCCCCCAACUACUACUGCACCUCAAACCACUACUGCAGCUCCAACCACUUCUGCACCUCCAACCACUUCUGCACCUCCAACUACUACUGCACCUCCAACUACUACUGCACCUCCAACUACUACUGCACCUCCAACCACUACUGCACCUCCAACCACUACUGCACCUCCAACUACUACUGCACCUCCAACUACUACUGGACCUCCAACUACUACUGCACCUCCAACUACUACUGCACCUCCAACUACUACUGCACCUCCAACUACUACUGCAGCUCCAACUACUACUGCACCUCCAACUACUACUGCACCUCCAACUACUACUGCACCUCCAACCACUACUGCACCUCCAACCACUACUGCAGCUCCAACUACUACUGCACCUCCAACUACUACUGCACCUCCAACUACUACUGCACCUCCAACUACUACUGCACCUCCAACUACUACAGCACCUCCAACUACUACUGCCCCCCCAACUACGACAGCACCUCAAACCACUACUGCAGCUCCAACCACUUCUGCACCUCCAACCACUACUGCAGCUCCAACUACUACUGCACCUCCCACUACAACUGCACCUCCAACUACUACUGCACCUCCAACUACUACAGCACCUCCCACUACUACUGCACCUCCAACUACUACUGCACCUCCCACUACUACUGCGCCUCCAACUACUACUGCACCUCCAACUACUACAGCACCUCCAACUACUUCUGCACUUCAAACUACUACAGCAGCUCCAACUACUACAGUAGCUCAAACUUCUACUGCAGCUCAAACUACUACAGCACCUCCAACUACUACUGCAGCUCCAACAACUACAGCAGCUCCAACUACUACAACAUCUCCAACUACUACAGCACCUCCAACUACUACUGCAGCUCCAACUACUACUGCAGCUCCAACUACUACUGCAGCUCUAACUACUACUGCAGCUCCAACUACUACAGCAGCUCCAACUACUACUGCACCUCCAACUACUACAGCAGCUCAAACUACUACAGCACCUCCCACUACUACUGCACCUCCAACCACUACUGCACCUCCAACCACUACUGCACCUCCAACUACUAAUGCAGCUCCAACUACUACUGAACCUCCAACUACUACAGCACCUCCAACUACUACAGCACCUCCAACUACUACAGCACUUCCAACUACUACUGCAGCUCCAACUACUACAGUAGCUCCAACUACUACUGCAGCUCCAACUACUACUGCAGCUCCAACUACUACUGCACCUCCAACUACUACAGCACCUCCAACUACUACAGCACCUCCAACUACUACAGCACCUCCAACUACUACAGCACCUCCAACCACUACUGCACCUCCAACCACUAGUGCAGCUCCAACUACUACUGCACCUCCAACUACUACUGCAGCUCCAACUACUACUGUACCUCCAACUACUACAGCAGCUCCAACAACUGCAGCAGCUCCAACUACUACUGUACCUCCAACUACUACAGCAGCUUCAACAACUGCAGCAGCUCCAACUACUACAGCAGCUCCAACUACUACAGCACCUCCAACUACUACUGCAGCUCCAACUACUACUGCAGCUCCAACUACUACAGCACUUCCAACUACUACUGCACCUCAAACUACUACAGCAGCUCCAACUACUACUGCACCUCCAGCUACUACAGCAGCUCAAACUACUUCAGCACCUCCCACUACUACUGCACCUCCAACCACUACUGCACCUCCAACAAAUUCUGCAGCUCCAACUACUACUGCACCUCCAACCACUACUGCAGCUCCAACCACUACUGCACCUCCAACUACUACUGCAGCUCCAACUACUACUGCACCUCCAACUACUACUGCAGCUCCACCUACUACUGCACCUCCAACUACUACUGCACCUCCAACUACUACUGCACCUCCAACCACUACUUCACCUCCAACUACUUCUGCAGCUCCAACUACUACUGCACCUCCAACCACGACUGUAGCGCCAACCACUACUGCACCUCCAACUACUACUGCACCUCCAACUACUACUGCACCUCCAACUACUACUGCACCUCCAACUACUACUGCACCUCCAACUACUACAGCAAAUCCAACCAAUACUGAACCUCCAACCACUACUGCAGCUCCAACCACUACUGCACCUCCAACCACUACUGCACCUCCAACUACUACUGCACCUCCAACUACUACUGCAGCUCAAUCCACUACUGCAGCUCCAACUACUACUGCACCUCCAACCACUACUGCACCUCCAACUACUACUGCACCCCCAACUACUACAGCACCUCGCACUACCACUGUUGCACAAAGUACUACUGAAUCACAAACUAGUACUGCAGGUUCAACUACUACAGCGCCUCCCACUGCUGGUCAAAGUACUGAAGCUCUCACUGCUGGUCCAAGUACUGAAGCUCCCACUGCUGGUCCAAGAACUGAAGCUCCCACUGCUGGUCCAAGUACUGUAGCUCCCACUGCUGGUCCAAGUACUGAAGCUCCCACUGCUGGUCCAAGUACUGAAGCUCCCACUGCUGGUCCAAGUACUGAAGCUCCCACUGCUGGUCCAAGUACUGAAGCUCCCACUGCUGGUCCAAGUACUGAAGCUCCCACUGCUGGUCCAAGUACUGAAGCUCACACUGUUGGUCCAAGUACUGAAGCUCCCACUGUUGGUCCAAGCACUGAAGCUCUCACUGUUGGUCCAAGUACUGAAGCUCCCAAUGCUGGUCCAAGUACUAAAGCUCCCAAUGCUGGUCCAAGUACUAAAGCUCCCAAUGCUGGUCCAAGUACUAAAGCUCCCAAUGUUGGUCCAAGCAUUAAAGCUCCGACUUCUGCAGCUCCAGUUGCUCCAGUUGGACUUGUUACUACUGUAGGACAAAAUGUUGCAGCCGCCAACAGUUCUGGUGGUGGAGGCCUUAAAUAUUGGGGCGUAAUUCUAAUUUCGGCAGCUGUUGCGCUUGGUGCCAUUUUGGUUAUGAUUGGACUAUUUUCGGUCUGCUAUUUCUUAAAUCUUGGAAGUUUCCUGAGUAUCGGCGCAGGUGCCUUGCCAAGUGUCACAAGCGUUGCGCCUACUGUUGCCAGUGUUAUACCGAAUGCUACAGUCUCCAUUCCAGCCCCAACAUAUCCAACAUACUAUGCUCACAGUAACGUUUUGAGCAAUAACCCUGAGAUACCCUGCCAACCACCAAGAUAUCUGCCAAGACAACCACCACGUCAACCACCAAGGCAACCACCACGUCAACCACCACGACGUGAAGAUGACAGAAGAAAUAUUCCUCUUAAUUCCUACAUGGCAUAUGGCCGUCCCACCUAUUAA
Messenger RNA from Hyla sarda, 3438 nucleotides. RefSeq names its product mucin-2-like. The record is from RefSeq and is a predicted model, not a curated record. The coding region runs from base 1 to 3438 and encodes 1145 amino acids. The transcript has 4 exons. NCBI's taxonomy places the organism in Eukaryota, Metazoa, Chordata, Amphibia, Anura, Hylidae.